UUUCGCCCAUUAGCCCAGCUGGGCAGAUAACACUGAGUCUGAGCGUCAUCUCUCUCUCCGCCGACUGAACAGGGAACUGCAUCGGCUGGGAUCCGCCUCUGGAAACGCUGGAUAGGUGGGAUGAAUCCAGGCCUCCCUGCUAUCCCAGCCUGCUGAACAGCGACUAAUUAAUACUGCUUCAGCCUGCGCUGACUUGGAGUGUAAACAAAUCAUAUCAAUCAUGGCAGCAGACUCUAUGGAAAUUGAUGAUGCUUUGUAUAGUCGCCAGAGGUAUGUUCUUGGAGACACGGCAAUGCAGAAGAUGGCUCAGUCCCAUGUAUUCCUGAGCGGUAUAGGUGGCCUUGGUGUGGAGAUUGCCAAAAAUAUAAUUCUGGCUGGAGUAAAGGCUCUUACAGUUCAUGACACCAAGCAGUGCACAAAAUGGGAUUUGGGGAUCAACUUCUUCAUCCAUGAAGAUGAUAUUAGCAGUCAAAGGAGCAGGGCUGAGGCUACACUUCAUCGCAUUGCAGAACUCAAUCCGUAUGUCCAUGUAGCAGCAUCAGUUGUGCCACUAGAUGAAACCACAGAUCUGUCUUUUCUAAAGCAGUACCAGUGUGUCAUAUUGACUGAAGUAAGCCUGCUGCUGCAGAAAAAGAUUAAUGACUUCUGUCAUGCUCAACAGCCACCUAUUAAGUUCAUCAGUGCAGAUGUAUAUGGAGUGUGUUCACGUUUGUUUUGUGACUUCGGUGAUGAAUUUGAAGUGCUGGACACAACGGGAGAGGAGCCAAAGGAGAUCUUCAUUUCAAAUAUAACGCAAUCAAAUCCUGGUAUUGUCACUUGCCUUGAAAAUCAUCCACACAUGCUUGAAACAGGGCAGUUCUUAACCUUUCGGGAAGUAAAUGGAAUGUCAUGCUUAAAUGGAUCCACACACCAAAUAACAGUGGUGUCACCUUAUUCCUUCAGCAUUGGUGAUACGUCAGAUAUGGAGCCUUACUUACACGGAGGCAUAGCUGUCCAAGUGAAGACACCCAAGAUGUUUUACUUUGAACGGUUGGAGAAGCAGAUAACAAAUCCAUUAUGCCUUGUUGCAGAUUUUAGCAAGCCUGAGGCACCUUUGCAGAUCCAUGUUGCCAUGCUUGCCUUGAACCACUUUCAGGAGAGCUUUGGUCGUGGACCAAAUAUUGGAUGCCUCCAAGAUGCUGAGGAAAUGCUGAAAAUAGCCAUGUCUAUAAGUGAAACACUGGAAAACAAACCUCAGGUGAAUGGAGAUGUAGUGAAAUGGCUGUCUAGGACUGCUCAGGGAUUUCUAGCUCCUCUGGCUGCAGCAGUAGGUGGUGUUGCAAGCCAGGAAGUCUUGAAAGCAGUAACAGGAAAAUUUUCUCCAUUGCAGCAGUGGCUGUAUAUAGAUAUGUUAGACAUAGUAGCACCUCUAGAAAAGAUGGGAUCUGAAGAAUUUCUCCCACGGGGAGAUAGGUAUGAUGCCUUGAGAGCUUGUAUUGGAGACUCUCUGUGCCAGAAGCUGCAUGAUUUGAAUAUUUUCUUGGUUGGCUGUGGAGCAAUAGGCUGUGAAAUGCUAAAAAACUUUGCACUCCUUGGUGUUGGUACUGGGCAAGACAAAGGAUUGGUUACAAUUACAGAUCCAGACUUGAUAGAGAAAUCCAACCUGAACAGGCAGUUUCUUUUUCGACCUCAUCACAUACAGAAACCUAAAAGCUAUACUGCAGCAGAAGCAACUCUGAACAUCAAUCCUUACUUAAAGAUUGACUCAUAUAUUAAUAAAGUUUGUCCAGCCACUGAGAGCACAUACAGUGAUGAAUUCUAUACCAAACAAGAUGUGAUUGUGACUGCUUUGGAUAACAUUGAGGCAAGGAGAUACAUUGAUAGUCGUUGUGUAGCAAACCUGCGUCCUCUUAUAGACUCUGGAACUAUGGGAACGAAAGGACACACAGAAGUUAUUGUGCCACAUCUGACAGAGUCCUAUAAUAGUCAUCGGGAUCCACCGGAAGAGGAAAUACCUUUUUGCACCUUGAAGUCUUUCCCAGCUGCCAUUGAGCAUACGAUACAGUGGGCAAGAGAUAAGUUUGAAAGUUCAUUUUCUCACAAGCCUUCAUUGUUUAACAAAUUCUGGCAAACCUAUGCAUCUGCAGAAGAAGUUUUACAGAGAAUAAAAUCAGGGGAGAGCUUAGAAGGCUGUUUUCAUGUUAUUAAAACACUCAGUAGAAGACCCCGAAGUUGGACUCAAUGUGUAGAACUAGCAAGAGUAAAGUUUGAGAAGUAUUUUAGCCAUAAGGCUCUUCAGCUCCUUCAUUCAUUUCCCCUUGAUACACGAUUAAAAGAUGGAAGUUUAUUUUGGCAGUCACCAAAGAGGCCACCUUUCCCAGUGAAGUUUGAAUUUAAUGAUCCUUUGCACUAUGGUUUCAUUGUGAGUGCAGCAAAACUCUUUGCAACAGUGUACUGUGUUCCUUUUACAGAAAAGGAUUUAUCAGAGGAAACUAUCUUGAAGAUUAUUUCAGCUAUGAAGGUACCAGAGUUCAGACCUUCAAACAAAGUUGUACAGACUGAUGAAACUGCAAGAAAACCAGAUCAUAUUCCAGUCAGCAGUGAGGAUGAAAGAAAUGCUAUUUUCCAGCUGGAGAAGUCUAUACUAUCCAAUGAAGCUCUGGAAAAUGAUUUGCAAAUGAAGCCCAUUUCCUUUGAAAAAGAUGAUGAUAGUAAUGGGCAUAUGGAUUUCAUAACAGCAGCAUCAAACUUGCGAGCCAAGAUGUACAACAUUGAACCAGCAGAUCGGUUCAAAACAAAACGCAUUGCUGGAAAGAUUAUUCCUGCGAUUGCAACAGCUACUGCUGCAGUGUCAGGGCUGGUUGCACUGGAACUCAUCAAAGUUGUUGGUGGCUACCCAGCUGAUGCAUACAAGAACUGUUUUCUGAAUUUAGCCAUUCCCAUAAUGGUUUUUACAGAAACUGCUGAAGUAAGAAGAACAGAAAUCAGAAACGGGUUGUCAUUUACAAUCUGGGACAGGUGGACAGUUUAUGGGAAAGAGGAUUUUACUCUGUUGGACUUCAUAAAUGCUGUCAGAGAGAAAUAUGGAAUUGAACCAACUAUGGUUGUACAGGGAGUCAAAAUGCUGUAUGUUCCUGUGAUGCCAGGUCAUAUUAAAAGAUUAAAGCUGACGAUGCAAAAGCUUGUGAAACCAUCAGCUGACAAGAAGUAUGUAGAUUUGACAGUGUCAUUUGCUCCAGAGACCGAUGGAGAGGAAGACUUGCCAGGGCCACCAGUGAGAUACUACUUUGUUCAGGAAGACAAUUGAUGGUAGAGACAAAAGUCACUCCUGGACCAUUUGUUCUGAAAGGAGUGUGCUAAUUUUCAGCUAUUAAAGAUGGUACUAUAUAUUUCUUUUUCGUGAAGCCUUAAUUAAAACAAAUGGUGAAAAUCAGUGGCUUUGCACUGAAGACAAACUG
This is a messenger RNA of Pezoporus occidentalis (night parrot), 3437 nucleotides long. It is a transcript of the gene UBA6, whose product is annotated as ubiquitin like modifier activating enzyme 6. The record is from RefSeq and is a predicted model, not a curated record. NCBI's taxonomy places the organism in Eukaryota, Metazoa, Chordata, Aves, Psittaciformes, Psittacidae. Gene Ontology annotation, biological process: ubiquitin-dependent protein catabolic process; DNA damage response; protein ubiquitination. The transcript has 33 exons. Gene Ontology annotation, cellular component: nucleus; cytoplasm. Bases 221 to 3286 code for a protein of 1021 amino acids. Gene Ontology annotation, molecular function: ubiquitin activating enzyme activity; FAT10 activating enzyme activity.